Diuraphis noxia (Russian wheat aphid) is the source of this 2185-nucleotide messenger RNA. Its product is annotated as leucine zipper putative tumor suppressor 2 homolog. NCBI's taxonomy places the organism in Eukaryota, Metazoa, Arthropoda, Insecta, Hemiptera, Aphididae. The record is from RefSeq and is a predicted model, not a curated record.
ACCGCAGUAUAGUGGCGCAGGUAGUCGACUGAGGUGUGCCCGAGUAGUCGACGUUCGGUCAUCGCCAGCAGCGACUCUAUUGAAUCGGUAUUUCGCGCGUGUUCGCUCGGCCCGCCACCCCAGCAAGUGGUUCGCCUCAUAGUACUGUAGUUUUUUUUUUGAUUUCAUAUUCGUGAUUUUUCUUCUGCUGUUUGCAUUUUCAACCAAUGAAAACACGGAUGCGAGAUUCACACUCGUACACUCAUCGCAGGGAUUAAUAAUCUAUAAUACUAUUUAAAACCGCUGCAGGUUAUGAGUAUUGAGCAUGGAUAGCGGUAACGAGACCCUUUUCUCGGAGGACUCAUCGCCCGACUCGGCGCCACCGCCGUCGCCUAGCAGUGGUCGAGGGAGCCAACAGCCCACACCAGCACCCACCCCGCCGCACAUCACUUCUUCCUUAUCCAAGGGAAACAGUGUUAUUCGUCCAGUGGCCUUCAAGCCGGGUUCAAUGAGAUUCACCGACAACGGCGAAAGAUAUGGCUCCACACCUAUCCUGGCUAGAUCCUCGCACAGACAUCUGUACGGCAGUACCAAUGAACUGCACCAUCAAUCUAAGAAACCAAAUAUGAUAUCUUCUGGCACUUUAGAUCGAAAACUUCGUUCAGCAUCUCCAAUGGUGAUGUCGUCGUUACCGGCUCAAACCAGUUGCAAAUUUCGGCUGGGGCAGCAAGACGAUUUCAAAUCAUCCUCUUCAUACAGUUCCUAUAGAGAUUAUCGACCUAGCUCGAAGUCAUUUGCGAGGCUCAGUAAACGGUGCUCGGCGUCCGAAGGGUCAGCCAGUCUGUUGGACUUGACCCCUUCGCCAUCCGAAUCUACAAUGUUAUCCGAAAUGGAAACAGUGUUGAGAGAUAGGGAUCGUGAAUUGAGGCAUCUGAGGCAAACGAUGGAGCACAACGAACAAGUGAUCUUCAGAGUUUACCAAGAAAAAGAAAACGCGUGGGACAGAGAAAUGCGGAGGAUUAAAGCAAUGGGCGAUAAUCGUCUUAAGACAGCUGCGCAAAAGUCACUGAAGUUGGAACAAAUGCUUAUGAUGCAGACGUACAAGUUGCAGGACGAAAAAAAGAGAUUACAAGAAGAAAAUGAACGUUUGGAGUCCGAGGCGACAGAUUUGAAAAAAGAAGUUGACGAAUUGAAGGUGAGACUCGAGGAAACUGAAUGGGGACUGUGUCAGAAAUCCGGAGAACUUUCACACGUAAAAUCACAAUUGAAAGAUACUCAAAACGAACUUACGACAAAGGGCCAUGAAGUGAUCGCGUUAAAAUCGGAAAUCCGAGACCUGUUACAAAAGCUUGAAUCAAAAGAACGHCGCAUCGACGAGAUUGAAGGGAGACGUCCGGAAAGACGUGACAGCGGCAAUGGUGGUGACGGAAAUUGCUGCGAUGACCAAUUGGCGGCAGACAAACUAUGCUCUCUCGUCGGACGCCUCAACGAACAAGUAGAAAACGAGUUGAACAAAUCAAACAAAUUAUUAUCCGGAUGCUACAGUACCGAAGACUUGCAUUCAUUGUUGCCGAAGAAGGACACGGAGACGGAUACGCCACUGGAGAGAUUCAGGGAACUGGAACGGCACACGGCCAAAUUGAUCCGGGUGCUGAACGAGGAACGUAAGAACUGGGAUCAGGAGAGGCUGAAGUGGUUCCAGGAGAAAGAGAAAGUGUUGUGUUACCAAAGGCAGCUCCAGAUGAACUACGUGCAAAUGUUCAGGAGGACGCAGGCGUUUGAGGCACAGAUUGAGAACCUCACGGUCCAAAUGAACGUGUGUUCGGACCACUGCACCAGCGGCAAGAACGCCGCUAGAAAAACAGGCGCCACCACAGUGAAGACCAUAAACGCCAUUAAACUAUAGGAAGAUUUGUUUUUAUUGAAAGCCCGUCGUGUGGGAAGUUACAUUAUAUUGUUGUGUGGAGUUUUUACCAUUUAUUAUUAUUUCUUAUUAUGUUUAUAUUUUAUUGUCUUUUAUAUUUUCGACAUUAUAUGUCAUAUUGGUACCUAGUUAUGAUUUUCUGUAUAGUAGCAAUAUGUAUUGUGAAUACUUAUUCGAUAAGCUACAUCAAUCAUUUUGUGUAAUUAAAAGUACAAGUUUUAACAGGAUAAGUACUUUUUAUGAUUUACUUUUUUAUAAGUAAUUAAAAAUACUGUACUGUUA